Brassica rapa (field mustard) is the source of this 2460-nucleotide messenger RNA. Its product is annotated as cytochrome c oxidase assembly protein COX11, mitochondrial. Gene Ontology annotation, cellular component: mitochondrial inner membrane. Lineage: Eukaryota; Viridiplantae; Streptophyta; Magnoliopsida; Brassicales; Brassicaceae. Gene Ontology annotation, molecular function: copper ion binding. The record is from RefSeq and is a predicted model, not a curated record.
UCUUUAAAAUAAUAGUCGCUGGCUAGCUACUAUAGGAUUUAGGGUAAUUAAUCUAUUAUAUCCCUAUCACAAGAAAACUAUUAUAUUCUACUUACCCUACAAUUAUUCUAAGAGCAUUUUCAACCCAUAACACUAUUUUAAUGUCAAACCACACUAUUUCAGUGUAGUUUCAGCACACAAAACAUAUUUUUCUCUAACCACAAUACUAAAUUUCACACUAAAAGUUGUUUUAUAAUAUUAUAUGUAUUUAACUUUUUAUUUUUUUAUUUAAUUGUACAUUUAUUAAUAAAAUAAGUGAAUAUUAUUUUAGUGGAGUAAAUAGUAUUUUAGUGUGGUGAAUAGUAUCACAUUAAAUUUGGUGUGAAAUUAUAGUGUAGCACUAAAAUAAUGUAAUUUUUGCAGUUGAGUUGGAGAGGUUUUAGUGUAAAAAUUACACUAAAAUAGUGUUUUGCAGUUUGGUUCGAGAUGGUCUAACUACCCCUUUCUAAAUCUCAUGUAGUGAGAAUAAUGGUUAACACAUAAAUUUUGAGAAAAAUUCAAAAUUAUGACAAUACUGUUUUAAUGCAUAGUUGCAUCCCUGCACUAACAUAUGAUGAAGGUCAAAGAAGUUUUGAACCUUUGUUGUCUAUGUUUCUCUAGAGAUUAUCGAUUUAAUAGUGGUUAGUCCACCAAUUCAUGGAGUAUUACGAAGUGGUACUAAAUUAUUUGUUAAAAAAAUUAAGACGAUGCCCUUGUCCCAUAAAAGAGAAUUGAAUAUACAUCAAUACAAAAUUAGAAUGUGUUUAUAAAUUUUAAAACAACACUAAUGAUCAUAGGCUUCAGUAUAUAGAGUAUUUACCGAAAAACUCAAUAUUUUCGUAGGGGUUAACACAAAGAUUUUGAGAAAAAUUCAAAAAUAUGACAAUACUAUUUUAAUGCAUAGUUGCAUCAUGAACUAACAUAUGAUGAAAGUCGGUUUGGAAACUUUGUUGUCUCCGUUUCUCUGGAUAAUAUCGAUUUUAUAGUGGUUAAUCCAAUAAUUUAGGAAAUAUUAUGAAGUUUUACUAAAUUAAUUGAAAAAACAAUUAAAACAAUGCCCAUGUAAAAAUGAAAUAGAAUUAAAUAUACAUUAAUUCAAAUGUAGAAUGUAUUUAGAAAUUUUAUAACAACACUAAUGAUUGUAGACUUCACUAUAGAGAGUAUUUACCGAAAAAUUCAAUAUUUUCGUAGGGGCAUGUAAGUAAAAUAGUUUUCUUGUGAUUGGGGUUUAAUAGAUUAUCUCCAAAGAAAAUCGAUUUUGUGAGAGUGAGAGGGACAAAAAAAAUAAUUUUUGAGAAGUUAGUAGGGCAUUUAAGAAUAAAAUCCAGUUUGAACCAUUCCUCGUCGCCGACGACACAAGAACGCCGUUCGUUUAGAUUAGUGUCGUGUUUCACUGUCUCGAUCGAUUGAGAACCAUUACUCGUCGGCCAUGUCGUGGUCGAAGGCAUGCAGAGGGACUCGGAUUCCUUCACAUUUACACAACAUUCAUCGAACAUCGCUGCCUAAAAGGACUGUGCCUAUUGCUCCAUGCUCUCGUUAUUACACCCAUGGAGCUUAUAAAGGCAAUCAGCAUAGUCUCAGAAGCAAGAUUGGGCUUUGGGGAAGCCCAUCUUCGUUAUUCUCUUUGAAUUCCCAUUCAUCGAUGAUACAUGGUGGUGCUCAUCGCGAGUAUUCUACUCACUCAAUAACAGAAACCAAAUCAAAGAAAAUGCUUUAUUACCUAACUGCCGUUGUCUUUGGCAUGGUGGGGCUAACUUACGCGGCUGUUCCAUUGUAUAGAACGUUCUGCCAAGCUACUGGUUAUGGAGGUACUGUUCAACGCAAAGAGACUGUUGAGGAGAAGAUUGCUAGGCAUUCAGAAUCUGGUACCGUCACUGAAAGGGAGAUUGUGGUUCAGUUCAAUGCUGAUGUUGCAGAUGGGAUGCAGUGGAAGUUCACUCCAACUCAAAGAGAGGUGAGAGUAAAGCCAGGAGAAAGCGUGCUUGCCUUUUACACUGCUGAAAACAAAAGUUCAGCUUCAAUAACCGGAAUCUCCACAUAUAAUGUCACUCCCAUGAAGGCAGGAGUUUAUUUCAACAAGAUACAGUGUUUUUGCUAUGAGGAGCAGCGACUUCUUCCAGGAGAAAAGAUUGACGUGCCGGUGCUCUUCUACAUUGAUCCGGAGUUUGAGACUGAUCCAAGAAUGGACGGAAUCAACAACCUGAUACUGUCUUACACUUUCUUCAAAGUGUCCGAGGAAACGAACAGCUCUGUUCCAGUUCAAGAAACCAGUUAAAGUGUCUAUUUAUUUAAUGGCAACUAAUGUUAUGACACACUCUUAUGAAAGAAGGAGAGUCUCCCUUAGUAUUAAUAAAAGGAAUUGCAGUAGUGUUGGUAAACUGAAUUUGCUUGAAACUCGUAGUUUUGUUUCUGUUGAGUUUAAUAAAAGGUACAUUUGAUAUU